AUGCCUCGCUUCACCCUUGAGCAGCCACAAUCUUUUCAUUUGACAGGUUGCGCUCAAGAUCUCCAUGGUCUUCAUUACUCUAGUGCACCAGUCCUCUUAGAUUUUGGCAAGUCGGCCAGAUUUGUUCAGCAAGGUGUCGACGUCCAACCUUGCAGGAACGGUGCUGACCAGAAUCCCUCGCGUGUCCAGAGGAAUAUAUGGGAUCCCCAGUCUCCCGUAUCCUCUGACUUCGCCCACAAGCCGGCCAUAUUAAGUCCAGAAGGCGUCAAGAUCAAACAUUGUAGUGCUUACCGGGAUGAUUCUCUGGUUAAUAGUAAUGCAGUAAUUUCAUUACCACAAGCGGGCGGUCAUGAAAAUGGUUUGAAGCUGUAUAACAAUGAUCCCACGAAAAUUAUCAAAGACACCUACAAACUCGAGGUCAUCUUUUAUGAAAAACUGGCACCCAAACUCGACAAUGCCUUGGACACACAUUGGGAUGGUUGGAGAGCUCACUAUCAUGGCUGGGAGGCACUUGCUGGAGAAAAGAAUAAAAAAGAGCUCGCCUCCAUCAUUCUUGAAAACAUAGCGGCGUCUACUUCUAGCACAGAAUAUAAUCCAGAUUCCAAAUUUUUCUGGCAUCCUAAUGCUGUAGAUGUGAAGCUGGGAAAAAAUUUGGCCUCAGGAAUGGAAGUUGCAGACAAGAAAGAGCGUAAAGACGUCGUCUCGAGCAUAACUACAUCGGGGACCUUGGCUAUGCGCCUCACUGGUGCUGCGAUUUGGGACAACAAGAGACAGGGAUACGUUAAAAUACAUAAGAGGUAUGGUCAUACCGUCGAUGCUUCGGGGCGUGAUCUAGAAGAAAAAUUCAAUGCACUGUUUCCAAUAUCCGACGCUGAGGGUAAAAGCUUCGCUGGAAGUACCUUGAGUUACUAUGCAGGUGGCUUAUCCCCAAGAAUGAUGCAAGUGAUACUGAACUCUUUGAUUCCUCAAUUUGAAAAAUUAUUGCACCACGUUUCCGAAUUCAAAUGGAGUAGCCCCGCCACAAGUGUGUUGAUCAUUUUUGAAGGAGAUGCCCGAAGAUUAGAUAAAGUGAUUCAAUCGACUUCUCAGAUGUCACCAAAAAUUUCAGAUGUCAGGCUGAUUGACUUUGCUUAUACUAAAGAAGAUACUAAAGUAGAUGAAGACUUAGUGUUAGGUCUCAAAAAUACACUAAAACAAUUACAGAAUCUCUAUAGAAAUAUUGAGAAGUUGCAUUUGUAG
Puccinia graminis f. sp. tritici CRL 75-36-700-3 is the source of this 1239-nucleotide messenger RNA. RefSeq lists its product as uncharacterized. The record is from RefSeq and is a predicted model, not a curated record. Gene Ontology annotation, cellular component: cytoplasm; nucleus. Gene Ontology annotation, molecular function: inositol hexakisphosphate kinase activity; inositol-1,4,5,6-tetrakisphosphate 3-kinase activity. Gene Ontology annotation, biological process: phosphatidylinositol phosphate biosynthetic process; inositol phosphate biosynthetic process. Bases 1 to 1239 code for a protein of 412 amino acids. The transcript is spliced from 3 exons. NCBI's taxonomy places the organism in Eukaryota, Fungi, Basidiomycota, Pucciniomycetes, Pucciniales, Pucciniaceae.